AGUGCGAUGACAAGGAGAUGCGCCGAGAGAUCAGCUACGCCAUCAAAAACAUCCACGGCAUCAGGACGGGGCUGUUCACUCCAGACAUGGCGUUCGAGGCGAUAGUAAAGAAACAGGUCGUGAAGCUGAAGGAACCCUGCAUUAAAUGUAUUGACCUGGUCAUUCAGGAGCUCAUCAACACAGUGCGGCAGUGCGCUAAUAAGUUGGGGACGUUCCCCAUGCUGAGGGAGGAGACCGAGCGAAUCGUCACUUCACACAUUCGCGAGCGCGAGAGCCGGGCCAAAGAGCAGAUUCUGUUACUCAUCGAUGUCCAGCUCGCGUACAUCAACACCAACCAUGAGGAUUUCAUUGGAUUUGCCAAGUAGGUAUUCACUAUAACGAUAAUGUUAAUAUGCUGCGUUCAGCUGCUCCCCAGACUGUCCGUACGUUCCUCUUGCCUGAUCAAUAAGUGCUAAAUGUAUGAUGCUGAAGAUUCCUGGUGCUGCAAAUAAAAACUGUUAUUUUCACUCAACAUGUCUCCUAAUGUAAGAAGACCCACAAAAUGACAACCGUGCUACGAAUUCUCCUCAGUGGAGGCUUUUCCAAUGAUGUUUCUCCUGUAAAGUGGAGAGUUUGAUGGAUUCGGAGUGCAAUGGAAAACACUCUGGAGGAUUUUUCCUCUCUCUCAGGAACUCCGUCAGGUUCCUCGGUGAUGAAGGUUACUACCUUGGUGUCUGAAGAACGAGUGGAAGUGAAUGUUUGUAGGAUUUAUAUGGGAUUAUUUUAGUAACAUGGUCACAGCAUGUCUGAAAUAAUAUUUCCGUAAGAGAUUUGAGGUGUAUUUGAAGGGAAUUUCGGGAAUUAGUAAGAAUAAGGACUGGACUUGGUGAUGUUGGUGGUAAAGGCAUCGUUUCCUCACUUGUUCUAAAUGGUGCUGCUUUUAAUCCUUGUUCCUGCUUCUGAGGAUUUAUUAUUGUAUUAUUUCAACAUCUCUACUGUUAGAACAAUGAUGAUUUGAUAUUGUAAAGAUUACUGAAUAGAGAAAUGUGUUGUAAAUAAAUCAUCUUAAUGGAUGAUAACAUAAAGGAUACCCUGAUAUGGUUCAGUCAAACUUUUUAAACUGUAAAUCGUCAUAUUUACAAAAUGUAAAGGAUAAUAUUUAUGGAUUAUCGAAUAAAUCCCUGAAAUAAAGUUAAACUUCAGUCCAGAUCUGGGAGAAUGGAUGGAAUAUUAUCAUGAUGAUCAGGCCCAGUUCCAUACACAUACAGACUAACAGUUAUUAUAUUAUAGUAUUAGAUAUUUAUAGGACGCUAGCUCGCCUGUUAGCAAACGUGGCUAGUGGUUUACAUUCAUGAUAAUAUUUAGCCUGACGCUAACUAGCUUCACAGCUCUCCUGUAUUUAAUGGUGUUUAUUUAUUUUGUAAUCAGUUACUCGGGAAAUCCGUCCUGCUUCAUUCAGAGAGCUAAAAAAAAAAGCAGUGGAUAUGAUGAAUAAGAUUUAUUAAACAACACCAUAUCCGUCUGAGGUGAAAUGAAUGGAGCGAUUCCACUGUGUGUUUAUUAAUUCGGCAUUUUAUUGUUCAGUUGGAGAA
Hemibagrus wyckioides is the source of this 1571-nucleotide messenger RNA. Its product is annotated as dynamin-2-like. Bases 18 to 365 code for a protein of 115 amino acids. Gene Ontology annotation, molecular function: GTPase activity; microtubule binding. NCBI's taxonomy places the organism in Eukaryota, Metazoa, Chordata, Actinopteri, Siluriformes, Bagridae. The record is from RefSeq and is a predicted model, not a curated record. The transcript is spliced from 4 exons. Gene Ontology annotation, cellular component: membrane; microtubule; cytoplasm.